AGUCAGGGAGUUGGGCUGUGUGUAUGUAUGUAUGUGUGUGUGUGAGAAUGGGAGAAGAGCAGCACGUGGUGGUCGUGGUCGGUGUCCUGUGAUGGCGAUGAGUGAGGAGGACGCAUGCGGCUGAUGGUGAGGUCGAGCGCGGUGCGGGUCGGCUUAGCACGUGGCCAGUGGGGCUGGAGACAGGCUGUCGUGCGGAGACUCAGCCAAGGGCGGAAGAGACGCGCUCUUGGCUUCCCGAUGCUCGCUGCCGUGAGCUUACCAUCGCCUUAGCACUUUCCUUUCAAUCCUGGCCAAGUGUCUAUUUGAGGAGAAGCCGUGAGCGGUGAUAGACACUCGUGCCGUCGUGGUUAUUCAUUUCUGACACGUGAGGAACCCUUGCACGCCUCCUCCAUACACCUUGUGGUUCAGAUGUAAGGGCUUGUGAGAGGCGGCAUUAAGAUAUAAUUGGAUGAGACGAAACAAAUUAAUUUAUACUACAUCCAAUUUUUUUUUUUUUUUUCUUAAUACGAAAGCAACGAAAAACGCUUUUGUAAUUCCAUGUUAACAGUGACAAAUUUCAGAAAACUGAUUCUUAUGAAUCACUGUAAUGUUGAUUGAUGAUACAUGAUAUUAUGGUGUUAUUUCUUUGACUUGCAUCCUAUUAUAGUACCUACUGUUUGACAAAGAAAUCAAGUGCUAAGACAAUUUGCAUACACUGGUGAGAAAACUUUUUCUUUUUUCUUUUAAUAACUGAAAACGACAAUGAAUUUUAGUGAAGAGUCUUUUGGACGAGAGCGAACUGACGUUUGUCGCUAAUUGUGCAGGUGCAGGAAGGGAGGACUAACCAUAUCUUGCAUGGCAGGGAGAUGAAUACACGGUAUCUGGCUCCAUGCUGCCCUUACUCCUUUUCGCGGCCCUGGUGCUUCUCCAGGGCAACGCUGCUAUUAACCAAGUGACCCCGAGCGACGCUACGGAGGCCACUCUUGCCUUUUUGCCUGGACACACGCGAACAAAGGCAGACAAACCGGCAGUCACCCAGCACACGCCACGGCAAACAGAGGUGGUGUCCUGGGAACGUCGCGAUGAGCUGAGUAAAUCUAGCGAGUGGGAGAAAGACCCCGCCGAGGCAACCAACGAGGGGAAGCACGACUCGACACAGACAGAUCGACAUGACAGGGAGGCGAGAGUGGGGCGCCUCUCUUCUGUCUCCCAGGAGAAUCAGCAGGAGAGCAGCCACCACAAGCACCACGGUCGUAGCCAGCAGGAGCAGAGGGCGUGGCGCAGAAGCCGGCGUCACCUAAGGAAGCGCCAUCAGAGGUCCCCGCAAGAUCGCUCCCUCGGCCACCACCAGCAGCGCCUUCCUUUGCUUCACUUCUCGCAGCCAGAGUAUCACCUAACUUUGCGAGAGGACAUGCCCAUCCACACCUCCAUCCUGACGGUGGGUGUGGAGGGUGCGAGUUCCUCCUUGACCUACCAUGUGAGCGACUCUGUCAACUUUGCAAUAGACGACGCAGGAGUCAUCUACACCCUCCGUCAGCUGGACCACGAGAGCACCGGGGGUCACUACACUCUAAAGGUCACAGCAGAGGAGCAGGGCGACGGGUGGCAGUGGCCCAAACCUGCUGCCAAGGUCAACAUCCAAGUGACAGACGCCCCCGAGGCUCCGCACUUCGACUCAGAGCAUUACCAGUUCACCGUCUCAGAGUUUGCAAGGACAGGCAGCUAUGUGGGCACUGUGAGGGCGAGUGACGAUGACGGGGAUCUCGACCGCUACUUCCUUCAUGGCGUGGAGCUGACAGAGGCGCAGUUCUCCAUCGACGUUGAAUCUGGUGUGAUCACUCUGAACGAAGGUCCGGACGGGACUCGGUGGGAAUUUCACCUUCAGGCAGGAGCUUCGGAUCGCCAGGGACACGUCGCUCUUGUUCCCGUCAGCGUCUAUGUUCUCACCAGCAACCCGUCUUAUGGACACCUCGUCUCCGUGGACCAAGGUAACAAUGGCCACCAUCCCGCCUUUCUGGACUGCGAAGACUACGAUGACAUUCACGUGAUGGAGAAUGUGACGGCUGGGAGUCCUGUCUUGACGGUGGUGGCGACUGACGAGGACAGUGGACCCAGCGGCUUCAUUGCCUACUCCCUCAUUCACAGCUUCAGUAGUUUUGCCAUCCAAGCUUUGAACCGCCAGGGGAAGAUUGCAACUACCCGGCGGCUGGACAGGGAUGAGGGUGACGUGGAGUUCCUGUUGACGGUGGUGGCCAAGGACGGUGGGUCGCCUCCUCUUCAAGCCUCCUGCUCCUUCAGGGUAAUCGUGGACGACCUCAACGACAACCCGCCUGUGUUUGACCAGCCGCGCUACGAACAAACACUGGCGACUGACCACAGCCUCGCCCUGCCUGUGCUCCGCGUCUCCGCCUCAGACAGGGACGCUGGCAGGAACGCACAUCUCACCUACCACUUGGAGGGCCACCCCAACCACCUUGAGUUCUUCUACCUGGAGCCCAUCACGGGGGUGCUCUCACUCAAGCGACCCCUCAGCGAUGCCAUGGCCAACACCAAGAUCUUCGAGGUGCGGGUGAGGGCGGUGGACGGAGGCACGCCCCCCCUGUGGUCCACGGCGCCUAUCACCGUGCGUGUGGUGUCCUCGGGGGAGCUGCCGCCCUCCGUGUCCAGCCAGCAUCCGCGACAGCCUGCCAUUCCCGAGAACACCACGGAGAACACUGACGUGGUGGUGCUGUGUGCCAGGUCCAACCUUCCGAACGCCCCUAAUGUCUACUUCACUCUUCUCAACGGCGAUACUGCGGAGACUAAUGCUGACGGAACCUUCGCCCUCAGACAAGUGCCGGACCACCAGGCUGGGCUGUGUGGGGAGAGCAACAGCAUCAGUAUCUUCGUAGCCACCAAGAAUCUUGACUUUGAAACGCUGCAGGCUUACAGACUCAAUCUUCUCAUAGUGAAUGACCGUAACGUCCGUCUGGAGCAGCAAGUCGUAGUGAACAUACUGGACGUGAACGACAACGCACCGCUGCUUCAGGCGUGGGACGGCGGCAUACUGGAGAACACUGGCAGCGCGCUCAUCACCACCAUCAGAGCCGUGGAUAAGGACGCCUCGCCGCAGUUCAGACAGCUGCGUUACUCCUUCGAUGCGACUGCGCCCCACGAUGUUGUGAGUAAGUUCGCUCUCAAGUCCAACGGAGAGCUUUGGAGUACGAGGCCCUUGGAUAGAGAGGAGGAGAGCCAGUACCGCGUGCCCAUCCAGGUGACGGACGGUGUGUCAGGACACUCACGCGUGACUACCUACUGGGUCACGGUGCAAGACCUCAACGAUGUGCCGCCCGUGUUCGAUCGUUCGAUGGGCGUGUACGAGGUGCAACUGCCGGAAAACAGGGAGGUCGGCAAACCCACGGGGAUCCGCCUGGCCGUGGACGAUGCCGAUGAGGUCAACGAGUUCACCUUUGACAUCAUCAGCGGGAACGAGGGAAGGAAGUUUAGCAUCGAUGAAACGUCCAGAACCAUUGUGGUGGCGGCGCCGCUCGACUACGACUACCCCGUGAACGACAGGAAUUUCACGUUGCGGAUCCGGGUGAGUGACGGCACCAAUGCACCGGCGAUCACUGACGCGGUGGUGGCUGUGGUGAAUGUGAACGACCAGGACCCAGUGUUCCAGCGAAGCAACUACUCCUUCGUGGUGACCGAGAACACAGACUGCUCCAUACCGCUCGGCCAGGUUAGCGCAAUGGACCCAGACCUCCCGCUCACCAUCAACCAGGACAUCCUCUACUAUCUCUCCGAAGAAGAUCAGACCAACUUCACCAUCGACAGUCACUCCGGCCACCUCUCCGUCAGGGGGUGCCUGGACAGAGAGGCCACAACACACGGCACCUUGACUCUGCACCCGCGAGCCACUGACGAGGGGGGGAAGGGCCACAAUGCUGUCCCCGCCACUGUGCACGUCACCAUUCUGGACCUUAACGACAACUAUCCAUACUUCGUCCGGCCGUCCCAGAGUUACGCUACAGUGAUGGAAAACCUGGAGCCUCACCUCGUGGAACCAGUGGUGCUGCAGCUCGGGGACUUGGACACGGAUGAACAUGGUUGUCCCUGUUCGCUAGAGUUCCACGCCUCCACCCCCACCGCCCUCAGGGACAGGUUCACCCUCACGCCCCUCGGCAGGUCCCGCUACCGCCUGAGCCCCUCCGCCGUGCUGGACCGGGAACGGCAGAAGGUGUACCGCCUCACCUUCACGGCGCGGGACAGGGAGGGAGUGGGAGGCUUGCGGCAUCUUACCGUGGAGGUGGGUGACGAAAACGACUCCCCGAUGACUGAUGGCGCCUCCACUAUCCGCGUAUACGAUUACCAGGGUCAGUUCCCCGCCAUGGUGAUCGGGUCGGUGCACGUGACGGACAGUGACGACCACGACCGCCAGGACAAGACCUUCCAGCUGGAGCAGAGCAGCGGCCUGGAGGCGGCGACACACUUCACGGUGGACCUGUACACUGGGGACAUCACCAUGCUGAGGGGCACGCCGGCAGGCACGCACACCCUCACGGUCACGGUUCACGACAGCUUCCGAGAGGAGGUGGCCGUUGGAGUGACGACGAUCACUGUGGUGGAGCUGACACAGGACGCCCUCACUCAGUCCGGCUCCCUCAGGCUAGCCAAUAUAUCCGCCAAGGCCUUGCUGCAGCAGACCGCGCCAGGCGUCGUGAGAACCAGCCUUUACGAUCGACUCAGGAAACAGAUCGCAGACAUCCACCAGAUAUCAGAGGAUGAGGUGGACGUGUUCUCGCUGCGGGACGCUCCUGCUGGGGAAGGUGUGGAUGUGCGCUAUAGCUGCCACAGGUCACCUCUCUACAGCGCCGCUCGUCUCAACGGCCUCCUGCUGGGUAGAAGACAACAGGUUUCCGCGGUGCUCGGCGUAGACAUCCCUCUUGUGGACAUCAAUUUGUGCCUGAAUGAAGCCACAUCUCCUUGUGGUGGCCAGAGCUGCCAGCACACUCUGCGGCCAAAUCUCACUGCCCCGCUCGUGGUUUCCAGUGCUUCUGACUCGCUCGUUGGGGUGGACGUCAUUGAUGACUAUGCCUGCAGCUGCGGGCCGCUGGAGCCUCCCCCGUCAGUGUGCUACCCCGGCUUCUGCAUCAACGGUGGGGAGUGCCACGUGAGAAUAACACCCUCACCUGCACCUGUCCCGACGCUGUCAAUUACGGCCCGCGGUGUGAGCUCCUGACU
Portunus trituberculatus (swimming crab) is the source of this 5202-nucleotide messenger RNA. Its product is annotated as neural-cadherin-like. Lineage: Eukaryota; Metazoa; Arthropoda; Malacostraca; Decapoda; Portunidae. The record is from RefSeq and is a predicted model, not a curated record. Gene Ontology annotation, molecular function: cadherin binding; calcium ion binding. Bases 869 to 5200 code for a protein of 1443 amino acids. Gene Ontology annotation, cellular component: adherens junction; catenin complex; plasma membrane. The transcript is spliced from 30 exons. Gene Ontology annotation, biological process: multicellular organism development; cell-cell junction assembly; adherens junction organization.